Messenger RNA from Tripterygium wilfordii, 2378 nucleotides. RefSeq names its product probable acyl-activating enzyme 17, peroxisomal. The transcript has 14 exons. The coding region runs from base 72 to 2237 and encodes 721 amino acids. NCBI's taxonomy places the organism in Eukaryota, Viridiplantae, Streptophyta, Magnoliopsida, Celastrales, Celastraceae. The record is from RefSeq and is a predicted model, not a curated record.
CAACUCUCGUCUCUCAAUCAUUCUAACUACUCUCUCUCGAUCAAUCUAAGCUCAGCUCUACUCGCUCGCAUAUGGCUCGCAAAGGCCUAGACGCCAUAGCCAAAUCCGACAUCGAAGCUCUGGGGAUUUCAUCCUACGAAAUUUACGAAAAUCUCUGUCAAAUCGUCAGUAAUUACGGUUAUGACACUCCGGAGGCGUGGAAUCGAAUCUCUAAAACCCUCCUUAUUCCCAACCUUCCCUUCGCUUUUCACCAGAUGAUGUACUAUGGCUGUUACAAGGAUUUCGGCCCUGACCCGCCCGCUUGGAUACCCGACCCGGAAACUGCAGUUUUAACCAAUGUUGGCCAGCUGUUAGAGAGGAGAGGAAAAGAAUUUUUGGGUUCGAGUUACAAGGAUCCCAUUUCAAGUUUCUCUGAUUUUCAGAAAUUUUCAGUCUCAAACCCUGAGCUCUAUUGGAGAACUUUGUUUGAUGAAAUGAAUAUAUCAUUUUCAGCACCUCCCCAGUGUAUUUUACGAGAGAAUCCUUCUGGGGAAAGCCACUUGUCAAACCCAGGUGGUCAAUGGCUUCCUGGAGCAUCUGUGAAUCCUGCAAAACAUUGCUUGAGUGAGAAUUUCAAGAGAGCCUUGAAUGAUAUAGUGAUAAGAUGGCGCGAUGAAGGUGAUGGUGAUGCACCUGUAAGCACCAUGACUCUUGAGGGAUUGCGUAAGGAGGUUUGGUUAGUUGCACAUGCACUCAGUGCACUGGAUUUGGACAGAGGAUCUGCAAUUGCAAUUGAUAUGCCAAUGAAUGUCAAAUCUGUGGUUAUCUACCUAGCUAUCGUUCUUUCGGGCCAUGUAGUUGUAUCUAUUGCUGAUAGUUUUGCUGCACCUGAAAUAUCUACAAGGAUUAAAAUAUCAGAUUCAAAAGCUAUAUUUACACAGGAUGUUAUUAUUCGUGGUGACAAAUCUCUACCCUUAUAUAGUAGAAUUGUGGAUGCUGGGGCUCCGAUGACGAUCGUUAUCCCUGCCCAAGGAUUCAACAUUAAAUUACGGGAUGGUGACAUUCUUUGGCAUGAUUUUCUUGAAAAAGUCAAAAACUUCAGGGAUAUUGAAUUUGUUGCUGUAGAUCGACCAGUAGAAUCAUUUACGAACAUCCUUUUUUCAUCGGGAACUACAGGGGAGCCAAAAGCAAUUCCAUGGACGCAUAUAACUCCACUCAAAGCUGCUGCCGAUGCUUGGUGCCAUAUGGAUAUCCGCAAAGGUGAUGUGGUUGCUUGGCCCACUAACCUCGGGUGGAUGAUGGGUCCUUGGCUGGUUUAUGCUUCAUUGUUAAAUGGGGCUUCAAUUGCAUUAUAUAAUGGAAGCCCUCUGGGUUCUGGCUUUGCCAAGUUUGUCCAGGAUGCUAAAGUAACAAUGCUUGGUGUAAUACCAAGUAUUGUACGUGCGUGGAAAGGUACAGAUUGCAUAGCUGGCUAUGAUUGGUCUGCCAUUCGUUGCUUUAGCUCCACUGGUGAAGCAUCUAGUGUAGACGAAUAUCUAUGGCUGAUGGGGAGAGCUUGUUACAAACCCAUAAUCGAAUACUGUGGUGGCACAGAGAUUGGUGGAGCAUUUGUUUCAGGGUCAUUACUGCAGAUUCAGUCAUUGGCAGCUUUUAGCACACCAGUCAUGGGAUGCAGCUUGUUUAUUCUUGGAGAAGAUGGUCAUCCCAUUCCACACAAUUUACCGGGGAUCGGUGAAUUGGCGCUAGGUCCCGUAAUGUUUGGAGCUUCAAGUACCCUGCUAAAUGCUAGUCACUAUGAUGUGUACUUCAAGGGAAUGCCAUUUUGGAAUGGAAAGAUUCUGCGGAGGCAUGGGGAUCUUUUUGAGCGUACUUCUAGAGGAUACUAUCGUGCGCAUGGCCGUGCAGAUGAUACCAUGAAUCUUGGAGGCAUCAAGGUUAGUUCUAUUGAGAUUGAACGUGUAUGUAACACAGUUGAUAAUAGCGUUCUCGAGACAGCAGCCAUUGGUGUCCCACCUCCUGAAGGUGGACCUGAGCAAUUGGUAAUUGCCGUUGUAUUCAAGGAUUCAGAUAAACCAACUCCAGACAUGAAUCAAUUGAGGAUAUCUUUCAAUUCAGCAGUGCAGAAGAAAAUAAAUCCUUUAUUCAAGGUGUCUCAUAUUGUGACCCUUCCCUCUCUUCCGAGAACGGCAACAAAUAAGGUUAUGAGAAGGGUUUUGAGGCAGAAAUUUGCUCAGCUUGACCAAAAUGCCAAACUAUGAAAGAGAUACUUUUGUACUUAAAACUGUUAAUGUGUGGAAUGAAGUGAAAAACAUUCAAGAGAAAAAUGUAGCUUAAAACUAAAAUGCCCCCAUUGUGAUUUGCAGUUGCAGGUGAAAUAAAAUAGCAGGUGUCCAAAUCUC